Molecule: messenger RNA, 1980 nt
Organism: Arabidopsis lyrata subsp. lyrata
Lineage: Eukaryota; Viridiplantae; Streptophyta; Magnoliopsida; Brassicales; Brassicaceae
Product: protein FAF-like, chloroplastic
Exons: 2
Coding region: 241-1632 (463 amino acids)
Source: RefSeq, a predicted model, not a curated record
CCACAGUACAUGGUUCCAUAAUGAAAAAAGCAAAUCCCUAUAUAUAUAAACACCUCUUCACUCCCCUCUCUUCAUGUCUCAUUCUCAUCCAUCAAAACCACAAAACACACAACAAUCUUCUCUAAACAACACAACACAACACACUUCGAAUUUUUCACCCUCACCGUCAAUUCUCUCAAAUCUACUCCAGGAAAGCGAGGGAAUAGUGUUGUUGAGAGGUUUGUGAUUUCCUUUUGAAAAAUGAUGGCUUGUGGCUUAAGCAAGAGCCUUGGCUUGUCUUCCUCCUUGAAGAAGCAACAAGGCAUAGUGACAAUCCUUGGUGGCAUUUCGUCGAACACUUCAUCUGCACCUUCACUGAGGCGUACCUUCUCCGCCGAUUUGUCCUCCAAGACUUGGGUUUCGCAAAAUGGGUUUCCUCCUAUGAAAAGGAUCUCUUCCUCUGAGAAGCUUCGUGCUGACGAAGCAGAGGAAGAAACAAGAUCCGGUGUCGAUAUUUGGGCACAGAUUCAACAAGACAAGAACGACAAGAAGAAAGAGGAAGAGAUCGAGCCGGGUCAAUCCGAUGUAUGGAGUUCGAUUUUGUCGGAGAAGAAGAAGACUGAAUCGAGCAACGACGCGGUUCCUCCACCGUAUGUUCAUCCUCUGAUGAAACGUGCGAGUUCUUUGAGCGAGAAAAGCCUCGAGAUUUGUACGGAGAGUCUCGGAUCCGAGACUGGUUGCGAUGGUUACUCUUCGCAUGCAUCGUCGGAGACUGGAGAUGUUGAGAUCGAGAUUCAUGAGGAGACCAAUCUCGUUAUUAACGUGACGGAGACGAAGGUAGAAGAAAUAACAGAGACUGAGGUUGAGAUUGAGCAAGAAUCAAUCACGGUUCCGAAUCACAUAAUCGAGCUGCCUCGAGGAUCGUUUCCUCCUCCGAUUCGUUCUCUCUCGAGCCAAUCUGGUUCGUCUCUGCACAUGAAAACUCGCCGUGACAAUGGCCGAUUGGUUCUCGAGGCGGUCUCUAUGCCGUCGCACAACAACUUCUCCGCUAAGCGCCAAGACGGACGCCUCCUUCUCACUUUUGCUGAAAUCAGCGACGAACCCAUUAACGAAAUCGACAAAGAAGACGAGAUUGAUUCGGAGCUCCAAUGUUUCGACGAGGAGGAAGAAGAAGAAGAAGACGACGAAGAAGAAGAAGAGGCACCAGACGAGUUUGCCUACAAGCCCAAUGGGCUUCUGUAUAAAUUGGCACAAAAGCCCAUUCCUAUAACCGUUCAUAGGUUGGCCUAUAAACCCAUUGGUGUACCUAAGAGAAACUCUAGAUGGCCCGUGACUGAUGAAUUCGACACCAAAUCCGAUCUGUCAACUCCGGUAGUCCACUCUCUACCGCCGAGGCCAAGGGUGGCUCAGCUUGCUCGAUCAACAAAACCGCCAUCCACAGUGGACGACACCGUAGGAGCUGCUUGCUUCAACACAUGUGACUACUCUUGGAAGUCCACUAACACUGAAUCUUUUGGCCCAAUUUCAAGCCCAAAAACCCAAUUUCAAGCCCAAAACUUUGUCAACAAAUCAAUGGGUGACGGUUGGAUAAAUGGUUGCAAGGACCGAAGGAGGUCUCUCUUGUCCAUUGAGCCUUUCUGCAUUGCCACUUAAUCCCUUAAGGCGAAAAAGGGGUAAUUUACAAAGAAGCAUAAUGAUAUUAUCUAUAUAUGUGUAUAUAUAGUCGAGUAUGUGUUUUACUCGAAUAUAUGUGCAUAUUAACCCAAUAAUUGUUGUUGAAUCAUGGUUUUUUCUACCUUAUUUUUUCCUCUAUAUGUUUUGCCAUUUACCUUUUUGGUUUGUGGGUAAACAGAAAAAUUAUAAAAAGGAAAAUAAAGGAUCAAGAAUAGGAGAAGAGUGAAAAUUAGAAGUAUAAUUUAUUGUUUUUAAUGAGGUUUUUGACCUCGUUGGAGUAAGAAAUAUUUAAUGAUGAGUGUUGUGUUUUGUACAACUUAUUUUGUU